Nematolebias whitei (Rio pearlfish) is the source of this 2150-nucleotide messenger RNA. It is a transcript of the gene sars1, whose product is annotated as seryl-tRNA synthetase 1. Lineage: Eukaryota; Metazoa; Chordata; Actinopteri; Cyprinodontiformes; Rivulidae. The coding region runs from base 40 to 1608 and encodes 522 amino acids. The record is from RefSeq and is a predicted model, not a curated record. Gene Ontology annotation, cellular component: cytosol. Gene Ontology annotation, biological process: seryl-tRNA aminoacylation. Gene Ontology annotation, molecular function: ATP binding; tRNA binding; serine-tRNA ligase activity. The transcript is spliced from 11 exons.
UGCGGUUUCCUUCAGUCUGACAGCCGGCGUGGAAACAUCAUGGUGCUCGAUCUGGACUUAUUUCGGACCGACAAAGGCGGCGACCCAGAAAUCAUCCGUGAGACUCAGAGGAAGAGGUUUAAAGAUGCAACCCUGGUUGAUAAGCUGGUCGCCGCUGACACGGAGUGGAGAAAAUGCCGCUUCACUGCAGACAACCUCAACAAACUGAAGAACCUUUGUAGCAAGAGCAUCGGGGAGAAAAUGAAGAGAAAAGAACCAGUUGGGGACAACGAGUCUGUACCAGAAGAAGCACAGAACCUGGAGGCUCUAACAGCAGAAACACUAUCGGCCCUGACGGUUACACAAAUCAAAAAGGUGCGUUUGCUUGUGGACGAAGCUGUGGAGCAAAGUGACGGGGAGAGGAUGAAGCUGGAGGCGGAGCGGUUCGAGUACCUGAGGGAGAUCGGCAACCUGCUGCACCCGUCUGUUCCGAUCAGCAACGAUGAGGAUGAAGACAACAAGGUGGAGCGUACCUGGGGGGACUGCAGCGCUCAGAAGAAAUAUUCUCACGUUGACUUGGUGGUCAUGAUCGAUGGUUUUGACGGAGAGAGGGGAGCCGUUGUGGCUGGGAGCAGAGGCUACUUCCUAAAGGGCCCUCUGGUGUUCCUGGAGCAGGCGCUGAUCAACUACGCCUUAAGGAUCCUCUACAGCAAGAAGUACACCAUGCUGUACACGCCGUUCUUCAUGAGGAAAGAGGUCAUGCAGGAAGUGGCCCAGCUCAGCCAGUUUGACGAAGAGCUUUAUAAGGUGAUUGGUAAGAGUAGUGAGAAAUCGGACGACAGCUCCAUAGAUGAGAAAUAUCUCAUCGCCACCUCUGAGCAGCCCAUCGCAGCCUUCCUGAGGGAGGAGUGGCUCAAGCCUGAGGACCUGCCGAUCCGCUACGCCGGCUUCUCCACCUGCUUCAGACAGGAAGUGGGCUCCCAUGGGCGGGACACCCGUGGGAUCUUCAGGGUGCACCAGUUUGAGAAGAUCGAGCAGUUCGUCUACGCCUCCCCACAUGACGGCAAAUCGUGGGAGAUGUUUGAUGAGAUGAUCGGGACAGCAGAGGAGUUCUACCAGUCGCUGGGAAUUCCUUAUCGUAUCGUCAACAUCGUCUCUGGUAUUUCUCACGCAGCUCAGUGGAGAGCCUUAAAUCAUGCGGCCAGUAAGAAGCUGGACCUUGAAGCCUGGUUUCCUGGCUCGGGAGCCUUCAGAGAACUGGUCUCCUGCUCCAACUGCACCGACUACCAGGCCAGGCGUCUCAAGAUCCGCUACGGGCAGACCAAGAAGAUGAUGGAUAAGGCAGAGUUUGUGCACAUGCUGAAUGCCACCAUGUGUGCAACAACACGUGUGAUGUGUGCCAUCCUGGAAAACUACCAAACAGAGGAAGGCAUCGUCGUUCCAGAGAAGCUCAGGGACUUUAUGCCUCCAGGUUUGAACGAGAUCAUUAAGUUUGUUAAGCCGGCCCCCAUCGAUCAGGAGGUGCUUAAGAAAGCCAAGAAACAGCAGGAAGGAGGAGGGAAGAAGAAGAAGCAGGGAGGAGGAAACCUGCCCAACGCCAUGGAGAACAUGUCCGUCAACGACUCAUAGACCCCAAAACAUGCCAGCUGCUGUUCCUCACAGACCGCUGGUGGACCAGAGCCUCCAGUUUCAUCAUGAUGAUCAGGGAAUGUUGUUGACCUUAAUAUGAAACGAUAAAGCUAAAAAACAAACAUUCGAAUCCCAUUAAAGGUAAUUUUAGGAUUGGCUCUGUCCCAUCUGUGUCCACCUGAGUGGAGGAGUUCGUUCAUCUCACCCCCUCUUUGCACAUAAACUAUCUGUACUUGCACACUUUCUGUUUGUCAUCAAUUCACCAACAAAAAGCCUAAAACCAACAACAGCCAACCCACCUGUUGAUUCAUUCAGCUUGAGUAAAAACUCUUGAGCUUCAAAACGUUCACCUGCUCUUCGACGACUUCCUGCCUGAAAGUGGCUUUAAAAUGAAAACUGAGGAGCAGGAAAUCUUUGUGGUGAGAGCGGUCAGGUGUUUCAGUUCCUCUCCAUGGUGUCCCCUUUGACCUUUGGAUGUCCUCUGUAUGGACUCGCUAAUGUAACACGAUGAAGCGGCACUUACUGUAAACAAUAAAUAUAAU